Ricinus communis (castor bean) is the source of this 2518-nucleotide messenger RNA. Its product is annotated as histone-lysine N-methyltransferase, H3 lysine-9 specific SUVH5. Bases 543 to 2438 code for a protein of 631 amino acids. The transcript is spliced from 2 exons. The record is from RefSeq and is a predicted model, not a curated record. Gene Ontology annotation, cellular component: nucleus. NCBI's taxonomy places the organism in Eukaryota, Viridiplantae, Streptophyta, Magnoliopsida, Malpighiales, Euphorbiaceae. Gene Ontology annotation, molecular function: zinc ion binding; histone methyltransferase activity; protein binding.
UGUUCAGAGCUAAAUUGGGCCAGUUACUCUUGACCCAAUAUCAGCAUACCAUUCUGCUCUUUAUUGGUUUUAAACUUUAGCCCAACGUAAGUAACCGUUAAUUUUAAAUUAAUCGUGGUAAUGGCCCCACAAUCUCUGCCACUUGGAAAGUUGGGGUUAUCCACGCAGACUGGGGAUGAAAAAUGGUUCCUGACACACGGCAAGUCUACACUGAUAACCCCAUAGGCUUCUAGACAAGCUCACCGUCGCCUUUCUCUUGCCCUUGCUGCUGCCGCUGCCGCUGCCGGUUUUCUCUGGCAGUAUUCUCUUUCUUUUAAACCCAUUAUGCUCUUCUUUGCUACUCUAACUAAUACCUAAAAAAGCAGACUUUUUUUUUUUCUUUAUACCUCCAGCCGGAAAGAAGACAAAACGAACCUUGAAGAAUCAACAGUUACUUCUCGCUUCAGACAUUUUCUCUACUUUUGCAUUAUUAAAACAAGAACUUCUCUUUUCUUUUUUCUUUUUUUCUAAAUUCGUGAGUCUUCCUUCUACUUGUUGGAAGGAUGCAUUCCUCGUCCAAGUUUGAGCGAGCAAGAACAGCCGCUACUCUCCAAUUUCCUAGAGGGUGUGGAAGCCAUGAUGAGAUUGAGGUGGACCCAGAUGAAAAUGUAAAUAGUUUUCAAAAUCUUGUCCCUGUAAAACCUCCUAGAAAGUACGUCCGCAAAAGGAGUGUUGAAGAAUUUUCACCCAAGCAAGAUUUUAACCCUUAUUGCAGGAACACAGAUUCUGGUGUUGAUUCCAAGAACAAGAUUUUCGCUGAAAGGAAGUUUUUUGAGUACAAGAAACAGCCAUUGGCUGACAAUGGUAGACCUUUAACGAACUGGAGUGACGAGGGUCCAAGCACUAGUAGGAAGAAAGUGAAGGAGGUUUUGAAAUUGUUCAAUGAGACACUGAAGACACUGGAAAAUGAAGUAAAGUCAAAAGGGAAAAAGUCUAACAUUUGCCUUCACAGGAAGGCAGCUAUGGUUCUUGGAAAGAAUAAAUGGGUUAACACAGCUAAACGGUUAGGGCCAGUUCCUGGCAUUGAGAUUGGUGAUAGGUUUCAUUAUAGGGCUGAACUAUAUUUAACUGGGCUUCACCUUCAGUUUCUGAAAGGAAUUGAUUACAUGAAGAAGGAUGGGAUUUUGCUGGCCACUAGCAUUGUUGCAACUGAUAAAUAUUCUAAUCUCAUGAAAUCAUCUGAUGUUUUGAUUUAUUCGGGUGAAGGUGGGAAUCCUAAGGUUCAAAAUCCUAAGAUUCAACCACUAAGAGACCAGAAGCUUGAAAAUGGAAAUCUUGCAUUAAGCAAUAGUAUGGAUCAGAAAAGACCUGUAAGAGUUGUUCUUACAGAAAGUAAGAGGUCUAAGGCAUCUAUUCAUACAGGUAGCGCUCGAGAAAAGCAGAACUUAGGCACCGGCUAUUUUUAUGAUGGCUUGUACUUUGUUGAGAAUGUAUCACAAGAAAGAGGGGAAUUUGGCAAGCUUGUCUUCAAAUUUAAGCUGAGAAGAAUUCCAUUGCAACCAGAACGAACUCCAGGAUUCGUAAUCAAAUCAGAAAAAUGCAAAUCCAUUAAAGACUGUCGAAUAGUGAAUGAUAUUUCUGAAGGCAAAGAGAAGAUGCCAAUUUCUGUAGUGAACACAGUUGAUGAUGAGAGACCCUCACAAUUCACUUAUAUUGCCUGCCUUGGGGAGCAAAUUAAAUCUUUAUCAAGUGGGUGUGAUUGUACUGAUCGAUGCUCAAGUUUUGACAAUUGUUCUUGCAUAUCAAAGAAUGGACAAGAAAUUCCAUAUAAUGAUUGCAAGCGUCUUGUUAGGAAAAGGCCAUGCAUAUAUGAAUGUGGUCAUUUCUGCAAGUGUUCUGAUUCCUGCCCUAAUAGGGUGUGCCAACUUGGCAUCCAGCUUCAACUUGAAGUGUUCAAGACUGAAUCAAAAGGAUGGGGGGUGAGAUCAAGAUCAUAUAUUCGAGCUGGAAGUUUUAUAUGCGAGUACGUAGGAAAAAUUGUUCAAGCCGAGGAAGCAUGCAGAAGGUUUGGCAGGGAGGACUACUUGUUUGAUAUAGGAGACAACUAUGACGAUCGCAUCAUUCGAGCUAAUCAUGUACCCCGACUUCGCAAUUAUGAGCAUUUGAGUUUAUGUAAGAAAGAUUGGGGAUUUAUGAUUGAUGCAGGGCAGCGUGGUAAUGUCGGAAGAUUCAUUAAUCAUAGUUGUUCUCCAAAUCUCUAUGUUCAGAAUGUCCUUUGGGAUCAUCAUGACAGAGGAAUACCUCAUGUAAUGCUGUUUGCCAAGAAGGACAUUCCUCCUUGGACAGAGUUGACGUAUGACUACAAUUGUAGGUUGGGAGAUUUUCGAUGUAUGAAUGGAAAUGUGAAGGCAAAGAAUUGUAUGUGUAAAUCUCCACACUGUGUUGGAAAGUUCCUCUGACAUACAAUUGUAUAGUUCUGCUGACAUAGAAUGCAGUUUUUGAACUUUAACGAAAUGACUACUGUGUUCCUCUUUAGGCC